CUCCAAAUGCAAGAUGGCGUCUAUGUUUACGGCCACGUUUAACACCCGUGAAGACAAUUGGUCCGGUGCGAUGCACUUUAGCCAAUCAAAAUUGAACAUUGAUAUUUGUCAACAAUGACUUCCAUUACUGUAUAGUAGAAAGGUGAUGAAUGUUUGAUAUUUUCUUUCAUAUAAUUUUACCACGUCAUGUAAGUAUAAAGGUAAACUAAAAUAUCUGUGCAUAUAAACAUUUGAAAUUCGAUACGAAGACAUCACAGCGCCAAAAACCCGCAGGCGGAUGCGCUGGCCGUGACGGGAGCGCGCGCGCACAGACACCGUGCACGUCCCCGUCGCCCCGACGCCGUGGAGGGGACGCGACCAGAGCGGCGUCGCAACCGACGGACAGCCUCUCCCCCGCAGCCAUAACGGGCGCUUCGCCACGGCAUCCGUAGCUCGCAGCCAGGCCACUUCUCCAGGUUCGUCAUGGAGCGCACGGCGGCCCCUUGUCGGAUAGGCCUCUGGGCUUGUGGGGCAUCCUGUCUCCGGCCUGUCAGCCCGGAAGGUCGCUUUGAUUAGACCGCGCUUCGGGGCGACGCGGGCCGGCCCGGGCGCUCUGUCCCCCGGGCUGGACGCUGACUGCGCCCUGAACACUCGUCGGAGGUUUUUUGUUUUAUUUUUACCUUUAAAGCUUCUUCUGAAGACGGACUGAUUGAGAGCUGCUGCGCAGACGCGGCGGGAUGGAGAGCUCCGGGGCGCCGUACGAUCUGGAUACAUCAGGGGGUCUGAUGGAGCAGAUCCAGACCCUGCUGGCGCCCCCCAGGCCGGAUGAAGGAGGGAAGGUGAGCCGAAAGCUGGAGGUCCGGAGAAACAGCCGGGCGGCGAACCGCGGCGCCUGUGACGGCUGCGGGGAGGGCGGCGAGCUGCUGGACUGUGACCGCUGCCCUGCUGCCUUCCAUCCCCAGUGCUGCGACCCUCCGCUGAGUGAGGAAACGCUGCCCUCUGCUGGCUGGAUGUGUCACCUCUGCAUCCUGCACAGGAAGGAGCAGGUCAACGGGCUCCUGGAGCGGACUCUGGCCAAGCCGACGCCGGACCCGGAGCUCGACGCCGUGCGGCUGGAGGGAGGGGCAGGGCCGUGGACAGAGACGAGCCCCGCCUUGGCUCAGGCGCGGCUCCUGGAGCGACCGGCCACGCCCGCCUCCGGAGCCUCCACCGACACGGCCACGCCCUCUGAGCAGAACGAGGACGAGGACCUGCUGGACGUGGAGGACGAGCCGCCGGGUCUGGGCUCGGUGUUGGACGGCGCCGGGCCGUGUCUGCAGAAGCCCUUGGCGCUGCUGAUCGCCGCCGCCAUGACGAGGGGCUGUGCAGGGUCUCCGCUGCCCAGUGAGCUUGGCGGUGCGGGGGCCAUGUCAGGGAGCAGUAAGAGGAGACGCAAAGAUCUGUCCUUCAUUGGUAAAAGCGUGAAGCGAUCCCAGCAUAAGUUGGACCCCGGUGGGCUACUUCCACUGCCAGGGAAGCUGUGCUUCUCCUGUGGCAGGAGCUGCCGCCUGGCUCCGUUGAUCCAGUGUGACUACUGCCCCCUGCUGUUCCACAUGAGCUGCACGGAUCCGCCACUGUCGGCCAUGCCCACAGGAGCGUGGGUGUGCUCCGGUCACACGCAGCGCGAGGCAGCUGUGGCAGGCAGCCUGACCGCGGGCCAGCGGUGCCAGCUGCUCGACCGCUUCCAGGACCGCGUUUCCCAGCAGGCCGUCAAACUGGACUUCCUGCAGCGGUCGCACCAGGAGCACUGGCCACACCCCCAAAAGAGGGGCAUGUUCAAGGUGCCUGAAGCCAUCAAGUCCCUGUACCGCUGUCCAUUGACCCUGCGGGCCCCAGAUGGGGUCCGAGUUGGGGAGCUCAUCUGUAAUGGUGUAUCAGACCCACCCCUUCAGCACCCACCCUCCUCAUCCGCCUCCACCUGCCGCUUCACCAGCGAGGAUGAGCAGAGAGAGUGGCUGCAAGACAUCAUCGCCCUCCAGUGCAGCUUUGUCAGGCACCUCCGGACCCCCUCCCCGUCACGGCACUGCAAGCAGGCCGACGUCAAGCCCCAUGUCACCCCCGAGGAGAGUAGCCUGGCUCGCCCCGCUGCCCCAUGUGAGGAGCAGCCUCCGGAAGCACCCCCCCGCCAUUGUGCGCCUUCCGUCAGCACCCCAGGGUCCUGUGACCUCACCGAGCAGCCCGCGGGCUCACUCGGCACCGACGUCAAAGUGGAAGACGCUGGGUCCCUCCACUCUCACCUCCGAAAGGCUCUGCCGCCAUCCACCCCCACUGCAGGCUCCUGCGCCAUCACCCUGCCCAAAGCCCCCCAGGACAGCGGCGUCGUUGACGUGGAUUUGAGUCUCCUGGAUGAGCAGCUCAUCAGGGUCCUCGCCUGGCAAAGGAUCCGGCAGUUUUCUCGGCCCAAAGCCCUGCCCCCCACAAAGCCGCAGACCCCACCCCUGCCAGCUGUGAAUACCCAGGGUCAGGCCCGCGCUGCCUUUUACCCCCUAACGGGAAAAGGUGAAGCAGUAAACAUGUGGUACAGGACCCUGUACAUAGGAACAGGUGCCGACAUGGACGUGUGCCUGACCAAGUACGGACACUGUAACUACGUGUCGGGAAAGCACGCCUGCAUCUUCUACGACGAGAACACCAAGCAUUACGAACUGCUGAACUAUAGUGAGCACGGGACCACAGUCGACAACGUCCUGUAUUCCUGCGACUUCUCGGAGAAGACCCCUCCCAUAGCCGCCGGCAGCGUGGUCCCAAGCGCGCGUACCCACGGCCGGCGCUGUAGGAAACGGAAGCGGGAGGAGGAAGGGAAGGAAGGGAUGGAGCAAAGGGUGCCAGCAGAGGGCGUGAUGAGCAGCCGGUCAAGGAGCGGCGCACACCCCCCCUGUGGUUGCCGGGCCAGCAGCUCCAGCCUGAUCGGGGGCAGCGGGGCAGGCUGGGAGGGCACGGCGCUGCUCCAUCACGGCAGCUCCGUGAAGCUGGGCUGCCUGCAGUUCGUGUUCACCGUCACGGCGUUCACGCGUGUGCCGGCAAAGGGGGAGCCGCCGGAGCGGGGCAGGGGGGUGGAGAAGCGGACAGAGCCUGAGGAAGAGGAGGUGGAGCCAGAGGACGAAGAAGAGGAGCAGGAUACGCGGACAGAGCCGGCCGCCCGGCAGACUCUCAAGCUCCACCCGCCUCUGGUGCUGUGUCACGGUGCCGUCCCCUAGCAACCAGUUACCCCGGCAACAGCCUCCCCCCCCCAGCCAACUUGUACAAAUGAAGAGGAUUUUUAAUAAUUAUUCUUAUUUAACUACAGACAUUUGCAUGAAAUGAAGUAUUUUUUGGGGCUAAAAAAUUUGUGGCAAGUUGCACAUGGAGUUUCUAAACGUUUUGUUACGUUUUGCAUACAAGGAAAGAGAAACUUUGAUACCGUUAGGGGGCGCUAGCGAGCGCGGCCUUUAUUUGGAGGGCUCGUCGGCGCCGUGUGGGUCGGAUUUUAUACGUUUCCCCCGAGUGGGAUCGAUGAUUUUCUUGGACUUUUUAAUCUCUCCGCAUCUGUACUGUUGGUGUUCUUUGCACUGCAGAUGGAUAUAAAGCAUACAAUGUGGAUACACGUGUAGGUACGUGUAAAGGCACACAUACAAAACGUGUAUUUGCAUGUACACGUCUAUGUUCGUAUGUGCGUUAAAAUAUACACGUUGUGUGUGUUUAUGCGUCUGUGUGUGUGUAUGUGUGUGUGUUUGAACACACAAAUUAAGAAACUCGGCUUGGUGCCGGCAGUGCUCUCUGGUAUAUAAACGCACUGUUUUAUUUUAAAUGUCUCCGUUGUCUACGGAACAAAGGGGAAAAAAUGUGUCCGUGUUCUCCGUUUUUCAAUUAACGUGUACAUAUUCCAGACCAUUGGAACCAGCAUCUGUGUUGUAAAUACACCAACUUUGAUGUCUAAUUGUCUGUUAAAACGGUGUAAAUAUACACAGGAUUUUUUAAAGAACAAA
Brienomyrus brachyistius is the source of this 3983-nucleotide messenger RNA. RefSeq names its product PHD finger protein 12-like. Lineage: Eukaryota; Metazoa; Chordata; Actinopteri; Osteoglossiformes; Mormyridae. The coding region runs from base 717 to 3215 and encodes 832 amino acids. The transcript is spliced from 14 exons. The record is from RefSeq and is a predicted model, not a curated record. Gene Ontology annotation, cellular component: Sin3-type complex; nucleus. Gene Ontology annotation, molecular function: protein binding; transcription corepressor activity. Gene Ontology annotation, biological process: negative regulation of transcription by RNA polymerase II.